Molecule: messenger RNA, 2119 nt
Organism: Taeniopygia guttata (zebra finch)
Lineage: Eukaryota; Metazoa; Chordata; Aves; Passeriformes; Estrildidae
Gene: ZNF410
Product: zinc finger protein 410
Biological process (GO): regulation of transcription by RNA polymerase II
Cellular component (GO): nucleus
Molecular function (GO): transcription coregulator activity
Source: RefSeq, a predicted model, not a curated record
UGUGUAUUCCAUUUCCCCUUGAUUGGAGAAAAGGAGCCUGUAGAGACAGAUGUUACUAUGAAAGUAAGACUACAGGAAAUUCCCAGUCAGUUCUCUCAUCAGGGACCAGUACUACUUCACACACCUGCACAAGUGAUUUGAACCAGCAUAAACAACUCAGGUUAAAUUAAUUAUUUCCGCAGCAGAGCUUCUUGCAGAAGGACCACCACACUGGUUUGCACUUAGGAAAAUAUGAACAUAAACAGGGAGUGUUGUCCUCUCUGAACUAAAAAAAAAAAAAAAAAAAAAUUUAAAAAAAUCUGUGCCUUGUUGAGAACAGCUGCAGGAGUUGGACACUUGAAUCAAUGUUAUCGGAUGAGUUAGAAUCCAAACCUGAGCUGCUGGUUCAGUUUGUUCAAAAUACUUCUAUUCCACUGGGACAAGAACUAGUGGAAUCAGAACCAAAAGACAUCACCUGUCUCUCUCUGCUUCCUGUUACUGAGACCUCAGAAUGCAACAGACUCAUGUUGCCAGAUGAUGAAAGAGAUCUCACUUCUCCAAGUCACACUAAUUCUUCCAAAGAUGUUUCUUCAUCUGCUGUCUUGAGAAGUCUCCAGGUAAAUGUAGGCCCUGAUGAAGAGGAAACAAGGGCACAGAACGUACAGAAACCAUCUGAACUUCUGUCAACUCCAGAAACUUCUAAUUUAUUGCAAGACUUCCAGCCUAGUGACAGCACUUCAUUCAUUCUUCUCAAUCUAACAAGAGCAGGGCUGGGGUCUCCCGCAGAGCACUUGGUGUUUGUUCAAGAUGAAGCAGAAGAUUCUGGCAAUGACUUUCUCUCCCACGAUAGCACAGACAGCAGUACUCCAUGGUUCCUACGAGUGCAAGAAUUGGCCCAUGACAGUUUAAUUGCUGCCACUCGGGCACAGCUCGCAAAGAAUGCCAAAGCAAGCAAUAAUGGGGAAAAUGUUCAUCUUUGCACAGGAGAUGGGCAGCCAAAAGAUUCAAGCCCCAUUCCUCAUUUAUCUCGUGUGGAAAGAAAGCUGAAGUGCACAGUUGAGGGUUGUGAUCGGACAUUUGUAUGGCCAGCUCACUUCAAGUAUCAUCUGAAAACACACCGUAACGACCGCUCCUUCACCUGCCCAGCAGAAGGUUGUGGAAAAAGUUUCUACGUCUUGCAGAGGCUGAAGGUGCACAUGAGAACUCACAAUGGUGAAAAACCCUUUGUGUGCACAGAACUGGGCUGUGGUAAACAGUUCACAACAGCUGGAAAUCUGAAGAACCACCUACGAAUUCACACUGGGGAAAAACCCUUUCUGUGUCAGGCACAGGGAUGUGGUCGCUCCUUUGCUGAAUACUCCAGUCUUCGGAAACAUUUGGUUGUCCACUCAGGAGUGAAGCCCCAUCAGUGCCAAAUUUGUGGGAAGACAUUUUCCCAGAGUGGUAGCAGAAAUGUGCAUAUGAGGAAACACCACUCCCGAAUUGGAACAGCUGGCAGCAGGGAGCGAGAACAGCCAGAGUCACUGAUGGGCAGCAGUUUGCUGGAAGAAUCAACAGUGCAUAGUAAGAAUCUCAUCUCCAUGAACUCUCAGCCCAGCCUUGGUGUUGAGUCUCUGCACCUGCCAGACACUGAGUCAAUUAUUGGAGUAGAAGAGGGUGAGACCAGCUGCUCUUUUUUCCGCCCUCUUAUAUGUGGUGACUGAGAUGGAAUCAAUCAUUCCUCUUUGAGGCUCACCAUAUUGCAGUGGGGUGAAUGAACAUUACUUUAACUGUGCACAGAGGGGUGGGUAGAUAGUGGAUGAAUCCUAAAACUGGAGUUGGAGAUCUGCUGGACCAAGUUUCUCUCUUGCAGAGCUUGAAAGGUGAAGUCUGCUUAGGUGUCACUUAGCCCAUGUUGUGGAACACCAUUACAAAACUGCUUAUGCAGUCCAUCUCCUAAAGCCUAAACUGUUUGUUUUGCUGGAGCACCUAGGAGCCCCAGCUAAGGACCAGGACCUCAUUGUGCUAGGCACUGUUCAAAUAUUCAGUAUCUUGAGCAACAGGCCUUCCUUCCACCCUUUACCUUCAGAGACUAUAUUCUAAUACAUCUCACUGUCAGAAGCUGACUUACUAUAUGAAAUAAAUGUACUACUUGAUAUCA